UGGGGCCGCGCCUGCGCAGGCUGCCUGCAAUGGCGGCAGCUUGCGCACCGUGCUGAGCGUUUCGGUUGGGACUUCAGGCGGCGGCCGGCGGUGGCCUUAAAGGAGCCAAGGACACUUGUCAGCUGCCCAAAAGAGGAAGCAGAGGUCCCAUCUGCAGUCGGGGUGUCCUUUCCCUCCUCCCCAGUGAGAAGAGGGGACUGAAGCCCAUCCAGCCCCAGCAUUCCCAGACAGAGACUGUGCUGCUGUCCCAUGGUUGAUGGGGAGCCCAGGCCAUGGUUGCCGUCUCCCGCCCCGGCCAUGGACGAGAUCACCUUCAAAAGCGACACCGUGCUGUCAGAUGUCCACCUCCACACCCCAAACCAGAGACACCUCAUGGUGCGGCUGAGUGGCGUGGGGCAGCCCGUCUUCCUGUCCCAGUUCAAGCUUCUGUGGAACCAAGCCCCUCAGACAGACUCGGGGGCUGAGGGUGGCAAUCACAGAGCCCAUCACGCAGAGGCGACUCCUCCCGCCAGAAGCGGCUGCAGCAGUGAGGGAGUCUCCCUCCAGGCUGGGGCUGAUGCCACCAGCCAGGAGGGGGUGGCAGCUCAGCUGGACGAGGAUGGGGAUUUGGACGUUGUGAGAAGACCACGGGCUGCCUCUCCCUCCAAGCCCUCGGGGCCUCCGAGAGACAAGGUACAUCCCAUGAUUCUAACGCAGGAGGAAGAUGACGUCCUGGGAGACGAAGCACGAGAGAGUGGCCCCUACGAUGUCAUCAAAAUAGAGCACACCAUGGCCACCCCCCUGGAGGAUGUUGGCAAGCAGGUGUGGCGGGGCGCCCUGUUCCUGGCGGACUACAUCCUGUCCCAGCGGGACCUUUUCCAGGGUCGCACGGUGCUGGAGCUCGGGGCGGGCACCGGGCUGGCCAGCAUCCUCGCGGCCACCAUGGCGCAGACCGUCUACUGUACAGAUGUCGGUGCAGAUCUCUUGGCCAUGUGCCAGCGAAACAUUGCCCUUAACAGCCACCUGACUGCCGCUGGAGGCGGUGUGAUUAAGGUCAGGGAACUGGACUGGCUGAAAGACGAUCUCUGCACAGAUCCCGAGGUCCCCUUCAGCUGGUCGGAGGAGGACAUCUCCGACCUGUACGGCCACACCACCAUCGUGCUCGCGGCCGAAGUGUUUUACGACAAUGACCUAACUGAUGCUCUGUUUAAAACACUGUCCCGACUGGCUCACAGGUUGAAGAACGCCUCCACCGCCAUCCUCUCUGUGGAAAAGAGGCUGAACUUCACGCUGCGGCACCUGGAGGUCACGUGCGAGGCCUACGACCAUUUCCGCUCAUGCCUGCGGCGACUGGAGGGGCUGACCGGUGGGCGCCUGCGCUUCGCCGUGGAGCCGGUGGACGUUUCCUUCCCGCAGCUCUUGGUCUACGAGCGCAUCCAGCAGCUGGUAGGUGUGCCCGCCCGCCCGAGGGCAGCUUGCUCUGGCGUGAGGCUGUCGGUUGGAGGAGGUCCUGAGCCAGCCUCCAGGUCCAGCCCGGCCCGCGCUCUCCCCGCUGACCCCGACGCUGGGCUCUCUCCAGGUCCAGGAGGGCCUGCCUGGCCAACGGUCACUUGGCCUUAGAGCACUUCCUCUUGCCGCAGGCAGUGCAGACUCCAGGGGAAGCGGGGGCGGGGUGCGGGGGGGGCAUUGCGUGUGGGUUGCUCUUCACUGGGCUGAAGAUCUUGAUGCAGGAGCCCCAGUGCCGACGGCCACGUCUUCACUGUGAAAGUGUGUGGCCUCGUGGCCUAGGCGGGCUUGCCUGAUGGCCGGUGGCCCGUCUGACGGGGCAAGUGGGGUCCCAUCACAUAGGCCUCUGAGCAAUAACCCCGAUGACAUGCUCUAGGUGCCGGCUGUCUCAGCGAGAGACAAGGUGAGUCCUGGCCAGGAAAGGGCGGGGCUGGGGUUAAUCACUUCCUAUUACAGUUUUAAAACCAGCACUAGGGGGAAAUCUGCAAAGUCAGAAGACCCUUUAAAAUCCCUUAAACUUUGUAGGAGCUGGAUUCGUAUAAGUCCCAAGGUCUUUCGUUCUCUUGGCCUCUUGUCUGCAGCCGCCCUUUGUCUGGGUCUUUGGAGACCCGGCCUGGCUCUUAGGAGGAGGGGCCUGCUCAGCUCCCUCCGGUCCCUUCCGCCAGCAAGCGCGGCGUUGCGUUCGUUCGUGUGUGCGGUUCCAUGUGCGAGGAGGGCCUUCCCUUCAUCGCUCCGCAGCCUCUGAGCUUCCCAGGCCCCUCCUAGUGAGGGUGCCAGCCUCCCACUAAGAACUUGGCGUGUUUUGUACCUUCUCCACCUGCCAGCAUUAAGAGGAGCAUCACACAGCCAAGAAAUCAGCUCCUCACAAAAUCCAGCAGCUGUGCUGCACGGCUCCCAGAAUGGAGAAGGUGUGCGACUUGUGGCCGUUCUGGUCCCUUUGACAGUGUGGCAGCCUCCUGCCUCUCAGAUCAGUGCCAGGACUCAGCAUCCAGCUCCGCCUCCACGGAACAGCCCAGAGCAAUAAAAGCACCAGGAGAGGCUCCCUGCUCUCGCAGUAGCUUUCAUGCUGCCCGUUUUUCGCGUCUUGUUUGGGGCUUCUCUUUUGCUGAUUACGUCCCUCUAUGAAAUUGUGGAGUCUCAUUUGCACAUCUCGGAAUCUCCCCCUCUCUCUG
Molecule: messenger RNA, 2657 nt
Organism: Orcinus orca (killer whale)
Lineage: Eukaryota; Metazoa; Chordata; Mammalia; Artiodactyla; Delphinidae
Gene: METTL22
Product: methyltransferase 22, Kin17 lysine
Exons: 11
Coding region: 250-1599 (449 amino acids)
Biological process (GO): protein methylation
Cellular component (GO): nucleus
Molecular function (GO): protein methyltransferase activity
Source: RefSeq, a predicted model, not a curated record